UCAGUUUGUUGGCUUCUACCCUUGCUAUACGACAGAGCACCAGGGCCGGACGGCGACGCUGGGGAAGGGAAGGGGGGAGAGAAGAGCUAGGUAGCAAUGGCGCUGCCGGCGGCGAGGUGGCUCCGGCGGGAGGUGCUCGUGGGGCUCGCGCUGGGGCAGCUCGUGUCGUUGCUCAUCACCUCCACCGGCUUCUCCUCCUCCGAACUCGCCCGCCGAGGCGUCAAUGCGCCGACAUCGCAGUCCCUUCUGAACUACAUCCUUCUUGCGCUUGUUUACGGAGGAAUGUUGAUCUACAAAAGGCAACGCCUGACGAUUAAAUGGUACUACUACUUGAUCCUCGGCAUCAUCGACGUGGAGGCUAACUAUAUAGUUGUGAAGGCUUAUCAGUACACAUCCUUGACGAGUGUGAUGCUCCUGGAUUGCUGGGCGAUUCCUUGUGUCAUUCUCCUCACCUGGAUCUUCUUGAAGACUAAGUAUGGGUCAAGGAAGCUGAUCGGUGUUGGAGUUUGCGUGGCUGGUCUCGUAUUGGUUGUAUUCUCUGAUGUGCACACCUCUGAUCGUCGAUCAAAAGGACCCAACCCCUUGAAAGGCGAUAUGCUUGUCAUUGCUGGGGCCACGCUUUACGCUGUCAGCAAUGUUACUGAGGAGUAUAUUGUCAAGAAAGGUAGCAGAGUUGAGCUGAUGGCGAUGCUAGGUGUUUUCGGAGCAAUUAUAAGUGCUAUACAGAUAAGUAUACUUGAGCGUGAAGAACUUAGAUCAACCCAUUGGAAUGCUGGUGCACUGCUCCCUUUUAUUGGAUUUGCACUAGCAAUGUUCUUGUUCUACUCCACAGUACCUAUUAUCCUGAAGAUAUGCGGCGCAACUAUGCUGAACCUCUCACUCCUAACCUCGGACAUGUGGGCCGUUCUAAUCCGUAUCUUUGCUUACCAUGAAAAGGUCGACUGGAUGUACUUUGUUGCUUUCGCCGGCACGGCAAUUGGCCUCGUCAUCUACUCAUACAAGGGCUCCAGGGACGAGGCCGACGACACAGCACAGGUCGCUGGCGCAAUGGACGAGGAGGCCAUAGGAACAGAGACUGCAGGGAGAGCUCCUGGUGCCGGAGAAGAUCAUGGACCAGCCUCUGACAAGACUACAUGAAGGUAGUAGACAAUUGUCUGCUGCGAACUUUGCAUGUAACUGAACAUGUAUAUAAAAUAGAAUCAUGAGUUGACAUAGGUUCGUGGCAUAAUAUCAAAAGUAUAGGUGUAUCCUGGUUCUUUAAUUAGAGCAUUGUUUCAUAAACAUGGAGUAAUAAGCAGUGAUAUUAGUUAAGGGACAUAUUUUUGCUGCUCAUUCUUUGCUGAAAGCCUGCAAGUGAUAA
Messenger RNA from Brachypodium distachyon (stiff brome), 1360 nucleotides. RefSeq names its product solute carrier family 35 member F1. The transcript has 11 exons. Gene Ontology annotation, cellular component: membrane. Bases 97 to 1137 code for a protein of 346 amino acids. The record is from RefSeq and is a predicted model, not a curated record. Gene Ontology annotation, biological process: transmembrane transport. Gene Ontology annotation, molecular function: transmembrane transporter activity. Lineage: Eukaryota; Viridiplantae; Streptophyta; Magnoliopsida; Poales; Poaceae.